CAUAGUAGAAUAGACGGCAAAUGAAACCCAGUAGCUUUUAUCAAACUGUCAUCAUUUCAUGUAUCGUUCACAAAUUAACCUAUAAAUUAUCGAUAUACCUCCACGUGGUCUUCAUCACGCCAAAGCCCCUUUAGUGUGAUUCUCUUUGCACAAUGGCACAAGAUGCACAAAUUUGUAAAUUAAUAUAGGUUCCUCAUUCGUCAUUAAUUCCAAUCAAUAAAUACAAUACAAAACCGACAUCUAAUACACACUCCCUAACCACAACAUUAGGUGAACUUGCACAAACCAACAAAAUCUAUUAAGUGUUUUAAUUUAACAUUAGCCAGCAGCUCCUUGAGAAAAAAGAAAAACAUCUUUCACAAACAUGCUAGCUCACAUCAGUUAUGCCAUAGUCCAAAUUAACAGAUUUAUAGUUCCUAUGAUGACAGAACGGUCUGGGGUGUACAGAAAAAGCCCGAUCGAAGUAAAAUAUACUGUAGCCAACAUUACUUUUGGUUGGCACUGUCAUUAACCCAGUAUCAACAUCAUAAAAGUUGUCUUUAUUACUUCCCCACCCUCAUCUGGCGAACUAAGGUAACCAAAACGUAAGAAAUACAUCUCAGUUCGGUACUACAGCACUGCAAGCUACAAGAGGCUCUGCUUGAACUAAAAUGACGUGAGCUAGCGCGACUAACUACGACAAAACAUGUUGGCUAUUUAGCAUACAUGUCACAAAGUAUGUAUGUAGCAUUAUUGGAUGGCGUAAAAGACGUAUUUGUUUUUAGACUUUUGUAGGGCUUACAGAAGAAAUUCACAAAAAGGUAACAACCACUGAAACAAGCUAUUGACAAACCGGCUCGUCGCGUCGGAUGACGCUGUCGAUUAGUGAUGGCGUCAGAGUUGUUGGCGCUUUGUGUUGUCUCAUAUUUCAAACGCCACACUCUCUAACAUGACUACAGGGGUGACGCGUUUAAACGAGUGGAAGCUGUCAAAAUGAGACAUUUUAAUGGAAGUUUGUCUUUAUAAGUGACGUAUGCAUUUACGAAGACGGAACCAACCAGUUGCUACAUUUUCCGCAGUAAAUGUGUUUUUUUUAAGGCACCAUGUUUGAACCCCUCGAGACUCUCCUCAAAUAUGAGAACCCAGUUUUAAUCAGCAAAACCACAGAUAAAAAACCUUCAAAGGGGGGCCGUCCUUUUAAAGUGAGCUCUCACCCGCAUGCUGACUCCCCUGUGCCGCCCCCUCCUAAAGCCAAAUCAUCUGCAGCUGAAAGCAGCAGGCAGCAAAAUGAGGACAUACUCAACCUCAUCUUUCCGCCCAGGGAAUGGAUGGAGGGAAACCAACUGUGGGUGCAGCAAGUGUCCAGUGCACCGUGCACUCGAGCGGACGUGGUGAACCUUGAGGAACUAUUAGACAGGAAGCUGCAGCAACGGCGUGCAAUAGAGACUGGAAUAUGCCCUGUGCGAAGAGAGCUUUAUACCCAAUGCUUUGAGAGGGGCCACUUGCUGUUGCGGGUCAGAGACGAGAUCCAAAUGACCAUCGCCGCAUACCAGACAUUCUACGAGAGCAGUGUUGUUUUUGGUAUGAGGAAAGCUUUGCAGGCUGAACAGGACAAAGUGGACAUGGAGAAAAGAAUUGCCGAGUUGGAGAAGGAGAAACAGGAGCUGGAGAAAGAGUUGCGUGACGAAAAGGCUAAAUGCGAUGCCAUUGAAAAGACAGAAGAAGAAAAACAUGAAGUGCAAGAAAAGAAAUACACUGAGCAGAUUCAGUUCUUGAAGAGAACCAACCAGCAGCUCAAGGCCCAGUUGGAGGGGAUUGUGACGCCAAAGUAACUUCCCUUAUCAGGAUGGAGUAGCUAUUUCACUAUAGAAUGUCAAAUGUAUUUUUUAAUGAAUGGAUAUGGG
Dunckerocampus dactyliophorus (ringed pipefish) is the source of this 1883-nucleotide messenger RNA. Its product is annotated as axonemal dynein light intermediate polypeptide 1-like. The transcript has 6 exons. The record is from RefSeq and is a predicted model, not a curated record. Bases 1083 to 1811 code for a protein of 242 amino acids. Gene Ontology annotation, molecular function: dynein heavy chain binding. Gene Ontology annotation, cellular component: axoneme; filopodium. NCBI's taxonomy places the organism in Eukaryota, Metazoa, Chordata, Actinopteri, Syngnathiformes, Syngnathidae.